Molecule: messenger RNA, 303 nt
Organism: Botrytis fragariae
Lineage: Eukaryota; Fungi; Ascomycota; Leotiomycetes; Helotiales; Sclerotiniaceae
Exons: 2
Coding region: 1-303 (100 amino acids)
Source: RefSeq, a predicted model, not a curated record
AUGCCCAUCUUAAAUCUCACAUCGCUCACAGGCUUAUUACCAGCCCUCCUUUCUACCAAUCAUCGUUCGGCGAGAGGCAGUGUCGGUGAAUACUCGAAGGUGGGAGAAUUUCUCAAAAUAGAACCAACAGAACACGAACCCGAGAUCCGGAAUCGAGGAAUCCCAUUCUUGAAUUUAAUUGUCCGUCGCUGGAAAUGCGGCAUUGUACUUUCUAGCCUCGACUCACCGCGGCUCUGUACAAUCAACUAUUGUCGACUCUUCAAGAAGGAAAGAGGCUCAAAGGAUCAUUUAAGAUAUUACUGA